AUGCCACAGAGCGACCUUCGAUCGAAUAUGAGAGCAAAGUUUAAGAAACUAUACAGAAUUAUAUCGAGAUAUGGUGUUUCUGAUACACAUAUUGGUCACAUAAUUGAUGUGAUAUAUUCCAAUAAAUUAGUGGAGUCAGAUUCUAUAAAGCUGGUUAAGCUAUUGUUGCCAAGAGAACCUGUUCGUGAGAAAUAUGCUAUCCAGAUCUUUGGAAAUCUUUCGUGUCGUAAGCAUACUCCAAAUUUGAUGGCGAGGCUCUUAAAAUGGGUUAUUACAAUAUAUGAUUUGCUGGAAACCAGGGAGCAUAUUGAUCAAAUGUAUCCAGUCUUAUUUCAUUACUUGACAGUAGAAACAUUAAGACCACAAUUGUGCCAUAUAUUAUACUACAUGACAAAACGUGUACAUGUAAAACCAUAUCGAAUCCGUACAAUUAUCAAAUUGAUUGGAAAUAUUGCACUUGAGCCGCAUCUGUAUGCGUUACUCUUUGUGUUCAAGACAUAUUAUCCUGACAUUGUUAUGCCUUCUAAUCAUUAUCAUAAAAAGUUUAUAUUUGCACAUCCUGAUCCCGACUCAAGAGAACUUAUUCAAGAGAUUUGGACAAGGUGGAAUACAAUUGAACCAGGAGAAACUAUAGGUCUUCACAAGCCAACCUUGGAAAAUAGUCUGGUCAAGCGCAGAAGAAGAGUUGGAGAUAAUGGUAUAAUCCCUGACAUUGUUACAACAAGAGCAAAGAGGGACUCUACUACUAUUCAAGAGAUUUACGAUGUGGCAGAAUUUGCAGAGAACGUUGAUAGACUUGAAUUGCCUGAUCAAUUGGCAUCUGUAUUGGAUAAUAGGAUUCUCCAGCAUGUCGUUAUUUGUAGUCCAAAAGCUACCACAAUCGCGCGUAUUAGUCUAUGGCUGAGUCAGAAUCUGCAUGAUCUGGUGAAAUGGAACAACCAUACAGAGGCUACUAAAGAACGAUUCAGGCAACUUUUACAGAAAUCGCUUACAAUGGCUCGAUUUGCAAAGUCCCUCUUACCAGUUAUGGAGAGCUUUUUGAGAGAUUACUUGAAGCAAUGGAAUGGAGUGGAAUUUGAGAAGGAAAUAUUCGAAUUGAUUAGCUAUGUAAAGCCUGUCUCAUUUGAAGAGUUGUACUCUUUCUUUUUAAAGCCACUCUAUCGGCUGUUCUGCCUGUCGGAUGUUACUUGGAAGACAGGACUUGUUCUUUGCUAUACAAAUUGGUUAAAAAAUUGGUCGCUUUUAGAUUGGCACGGUCAUGUUAAUCGAAGACAGGAGAAUAGCAUUUCUGAAACAGAUGUGGACAAACUAAUCUGGUUGCUCGAUGGCCUAUCUUUGGACGUUGAUUAUUUUGCAAUGCUACACGAGUUUGUUUCUCAUGUGGACCAGAUUAGUGUAUUGGGUUUGGCAUUAGAAGAAGACCAUCCUCUUCUUCAGCAUGGUGCCUUAUCAUUCUAUGAGCAAGUUUCUACGCUUUCUACCCAACAUAAUGUACCUGAGAUAAUACUUCCUGAAGAGCCUUUUAUUACCCGCCUUUUUUUCUCUACAUCUGCUAUGUCUGUUUCCAGAAUUUGUGGAAUUAUUUACCAAUACAAGCUUGCGUUCGAAUCGACAGAAGAUUCAAUAGGGGAUUGGACACCAAGACAUACCCCCGAAUAUCUCGAACACUUUAAUAUGUACGUAAUGGACAUCUGCAAUGCUUUGUGGCGCAACCUUGCCUUUAGUCAAGCGGACGACAGUACCCGAAGUUUUUCUCUGCCAACAGAGACCAUAGAAGCAUGCAGGGCGUUGUGUGCAGCACGAGGAGACAGGAUAGACCUUGCUAUUUCCGUCACGCACUCGGUUAGUCUUGCCAGCUUCUCAAAACGGUUCAUGGAGACGAAAAAAAAGACAUCUCUGACAGAGUGUGUCUGUCAGAUGCAAGAACAAGAGCAAGAUUUUCCCGUUCACCACCAGGGCCCUAUUACUGCCGAUAGUUUAAGUGCCCUUGAAGAGAUCGGGGGGCUUCCUGUUAGCUUUGGAGAGUAUCGAAUCCAGUACCUUGAUUAUCUGGCAGGCCAAGGUCUUAGAGGCGUGCAUGAUCUGCUCUAUGCCUCAAUGGUUUCGCUCAUUAAUCAUAGACAAGCGUUGGAACAGGGCGGAGCACAAUACUAA
This is a messenger RNA of Phycomyces blakesleeanus NRRL 1555(-), 2154 nucleotides long. RefSeq lists its product as hypothetical. The coding region runs from base 1 to 2154 and encodes 717 amino acids. Lineage: Eukaryota; Fungi; Mucoromycota; Mucoromycetes; Mucorales; Phycomycetaceae. The transcript has 17 exons. The record is from RefSeq and is a predicted model, not a curated record. Gene Ontology annotation, cellular component: cytosol; kinetochore; nuclear body.